AUGAUGGGGCAGGGCUGGGGGAGGCCAGCCAAGGCAAGGUCGAGGGUUCAAGGUCAAGGUUGCGUCGAGUCGAGUCCGAGUCGAGUCGAGUUGAUGUCUCAACGGGAUGUUCCUCUGGCUGGGCCGUUGACCUGUGCCUUCUUCAGCGGCAGCGGCAAAGGCAAGGUCACCGGUGAGGAGCGGGCGAUCUGUAUGGAUGCGCCCUGCAGAGCGACGACCAGGUUUAGGGAAAUGCCCUUCUUAGAAGGCGGCGCUAUGGGGAAGGGGGCACGCAGCACGCAGUCCGCAGUCCGCAGUCCGCAGACGUAG
Messenger RNA from Colletotrichum orchidophilum, 309 nucleotides. RefSeq lists its product as uncharacterized. NCBI's taxonomy places the organism in Eukaryota, Fungi, Ascomycota, Sordariomycetes, Glomerellales, Glomerellaceae. The record is from RefSeq and is a predicted model, not a curated record. The coding region runs from base 1 to 309 and encodes 102 amino acids. The transcript is spliced from 3 exons.